Molecule: messenger RNA, 3366 nt
Organism: Mus pahari (shrew mouse)
Lineage: Eukaryota; Metazoa; Chordata; Mammalia; Rodentia; Muridae
Gene: Plekhg6
Product: pleckstrin homology and RhoGEF domain containing G6
Exons: 17
Coding region: 767-3160 (797 amino acids)
Molecular function (GO): GTPase activator activity; guanyl-nucleotide exchange factor activity
Source: RefSeq, a predicted model, not a curated record
GCGCCCAACCUCUCAUUUACCCCUCAUUACCCUGGCGCCUGGCAGGGGUCUGGCCGGGAAGGGAGGACACGCUGGUGGCCUGCGGGUGGCACAGGUUCCAGCCCCUGGCCCCGACCAGGUGACAGAUUGCUGGCUAGUUCAAGUGAAAGUGUGCACCGAGAAGUGAGCACUCCUGGUCUGGGGUUGGUGUACGGAGAGUCCGGCUCCCUUCCCUCUCUGUCCGGGUGACCGGGACCGCGACGCUGCACGGCCCGCAGGGAGGAGGAGGUGCCAGCCCACGUCCCGCCCCUCUGCCUCCACCUUCACCUCCCUUCCUGGCCCCGUGCUGCCUGGUCCCGCGGGCCGCUCGGUCCUAGUCCCAGCCUGGGACAGUGGUGCUCCCAUCGCCAAGGAAGUUGACAACGACCCACAUUUCCACCGGAUCCAGCGGACAUCAAGGACAGCGGAAGCUCGGACACCUGCGCUCACAGGCCCUGCCUACUGCAAGGGAUGGGUCUUCCAUCCAGGCUUAGAAAGGAGGGGUGGAGUCCUGCAUCUGACUUCCAGCUCUAUCCGUGGUGGUGCCCUCUGAGGCCAGGAAAAACCGAGCUUAGUGGGAGACCAGCCGGCUGCCUCAGCUAGGCACAUCGCUCCAGACCCUGUCUGACAGCUCUCCCGACUUCGCCAGAUUGUGCGUGGACGUGGGGGGUUUCCAGAAAAGGGGACACCCCCCUUUCUCCUGGACAUUGGCGCUAUGAUCCUUUGGGGGUAACUCAGGAGAGAAACAAUGCAAGCCUUUGGUCCUCCAAAUGAGGGCCCCCUCCAAGGCCUGGUUGCUUCCCGAAUUGAGAAAAUUGAGACUUACGGGGGCCAUCAUCAGACUUCUGCCCACAGCACUCCUGGGAAUAUAUUUCCCAGAGGAGGACCUGGAGAGGACCCAGGUCGCAGACGCCGACAGCACCAUGUCCCUUUUGCCAAGAGCUCUGGCCAGACCCGAGGCCUGUCUCCUCUGGUGCUUCGGGAACCAGAGCCAGAGAAGAGGCAUGGAAGCUAUUUUGGGGUCGGCCCACCUCACUCCCCAAAACUCAAGGAAGUCACCAGGGCCUUUGAGCUAGAACAGAGGCUGCACACAUUCAGCAUGUUUGGGAUGCCCCGCCUGCCACCAGAGGAUCGGAGUCACUGGGAGAUAGGAGAGGGAGGGGACGGUGCCCUGACCAUGGAAAAGUCCUGGAAGGAGCUGGUGCUGGAACACAAGGAGAUGAACCGCCAGCUUUGCCACCAGCAGGAAGCACUGUGGGAGCUCCUGACCACUGAGCUGAUCUAUGUGAGGAAGCUCAAGAUCAUGACUGAUCUCCUGGCAGCUGGUCUGCUGAAUUUGCAGCGGGUGGGACUGCUGACUGAGGUGUCAGCUGAGACCCUGUUUGGAAAUGUCCCCAACCUGAUUAGAGCCCACCGGAAAUUUUGGGAGGAGGUGCUGCAGCCCAUCUUGGAAGACACUCGAACGUCUGGCCAACCUUUGGACCCUGUCAGCUUACAAAAUGGCUUCCUGACAUUUGGCCAGCGGUUCCAGCCUUACGUCCUGUACUGCCUUCGAGUAAAGCAGACCAUGGCUUACGCCCGGCAGCAGCAAGACAGGAACCCUCUGUUCCACACCUUCGUGCAGUGGUGUGAGAAACACAAGCGCUCUGGAAGACAGACACUGGGUGACUUGCUCAUCAAGCCCCACCAGCGCAUCACCAAAUACCCACUGCUGCUGCAGGCUGUGCGCAAGAGAAGCCCCGAGCCCCGAGCCCAAGAGGCCCUGAAUGCCAUGAUCGAGGCUGUGGAGUCCUUCCUGCGAUACAUAAAUGCCCAGGUCCGACAGGGCGAAGAGCAGGAGAGUUUGAUGGCUGUGGCCCAGCGCAUAGGGUCCUAUGAGGUGCUAGAGCCCUGGAGCGAGGAGGUGGAGAAGAGCCUGCGUCUGUUCUCCACCCUGGAUCUGAUGACUCCUGUACUAGGGGUUGCCCCUGAGUACACCAGGCAGCUGCUGCUGGAAGGACCUGUGCGGGUGAAGGAGGGACGAGAAGGGAAGAUAGAUGUGUACCUAUUCCUCUUCUCUGACAUGCUCCUGGUUACCAAACCUCAACGUAAGGCCAACAGAGCCAAGGUCAUCCGUCCUCCUCUCAUGCUGGAGAAACUCGUGUGCCAACAGCUGCGAGACCCCAACAGCUUCCUGCUGAUCCACCUCACAGAAUUCCAGUGUGUCUCCAGUGCCCUCACUGUGCACUGUCCCAGUUCUACAGAGUGUGCACGGUGGCGGGAGAAGACCCAGCAGGCUAAGACCAUUCUGCAGAGGCUGAAGGGUGACCAGUACAUUCAACAGAAGAGGGAGCUGCUGGCCCUCUAUCGAAACCAGAGCACGGAGUCCCCCAGCACCAGGCCCUCCACGCCUUCCCCUUCCCCUUCCCCGGAGGACUCUCAGAGAAGUGCCGAGGGGAGGACUUUAGGGGUCGCCAUCGUCCCCCGCCUGGUGGUGACUGAGGAUACAGAUGAAGACACACCCUCCAUGCUGGAUGACGCCUCAGACUCUGGCUAUGGCACCUUGAUUCCAAGCUCCCCGAAGGAGUCUCAUUCCCCCCUGAACAGGCUUCGGUCCAAGGCUCUUCGUAGGGACCCUCGCCUCACCUUCUCCACCCUGGAACUCAGAGACGUUCCCUUGCGCCCCCAGCCUCCCGACCCCCAAGCUCCCCAGCGGCGAAGCGCCCCAGACUUGCCAGAAGGGAUCCCAAGAGGAGGCAGUCUACCCAGGAGAGCCCCACCAACCUGGUCGGAGGAGGAAGACGAGACUUUAACACCAGGGAAUGUGGUGGUAGAAACCCUACACAGGGCGCAACGUCAGAGUCCGCUCCCCCACUCUCCCACCCGUACUGACUCUGCUGGGGAAAGCCCCUGGGAGUCCUCAGAUGAAGAGGAGAGGCCUCAAUCCCCUGAACUCAGCCCCAGCUCCAUGCGGAUCAAGAAAAUGCUCAGGGAGAUGAGGGAGGACCUGGCCAGCCAAAGGAUUGAGGGAACCUCGGAACCGGAACCAGAACCGGAACCAGGGAAUGGCAAGCUCCGGAAGCUGACUGUAGCCCAGCUACAGAGAAUGAGGGUCCCCCACAUCAUGGAGCUGGACACGCCCCUAACUACAUCAGAAGCAUGAGGAAGGCUGAGGCCCUUUGAUACCCCUUCUAGAGAAAUUGUCUCCCCAAGAGUGCUGGUCACCACCUCCCCCGACCCUACCUCAAGGGUCCACCUCAAACCAAGCCUGACCCAGGCAUCACCUCUGAGAACUCUGGAGGUCAAGAACUGAACAUUUUGUCUCACAGACGAACCCCUGAGCCCUACAUAAAAGUGUCCAGAAACAUG